Solea senegalensis (Senegalese sole) is the source of this 3603-nucleotide messenger RNA. It is a transcript of the gene fam241a, whose product is annotated as family with sequence similarity 241 member A. The record is from RefSeq and is a predicted model, not a curated record. Gene Ontology annotation, cellular component: intracellular membrane-bounded organelle. Lineage: Eukaryota; Metazoa; Chordata; Actinopteri; Pleuronectiformes; Soleidae. Bases 1 to 531 code for a protein of 176 amino acids. The transcript has 2 exons.
AUGCCUAGUGUAGACCCGCAAAAUAAAGUGUCGGUUUGUUGUUUCGACCGUCACAGCUGUCAGUGUCUCUUCCUUAUGCUAAAAAUGUCCACUGUAACGCUGCCGGGAAACGACCAGCAUGUCUUUCAUCGACGUGACUUUGAGGAGCCACCGUCAGUGAACCGGAGAGGAGGCGGACACUCUGCUCUGCCGGUCCCCGGUGCUAGGCAGCCCACACUCCAACACCAGCGACACCAGGGCAAUGUUAGACGGACACGACCUGGACCACCCAGUGACCCCAGUGCUGCGUGGCCCCGUGUGGACGAUCCCACCACACGGCCUCAGCUAGAUGACUGUGAGCGCAUGGGGACUCUGUUCGGGAUGCUCAACAAGUGCCUGCGGGGGAUGGGCUUCAGCCAGAUGUACUUUGGGGACAAGAUAGUGGAGCCAGUGGUGAUCGUCUUCUUCUGGCUGCUGCUUUGGUUUCUGGGUAUUCAGGCUCUGGGCCUGGUGGGAGCUCUGUGCAUCAUCAUCAUCUACAUCCAGAAGUAAUGAGAAUGGACUACCAGUGGAGCCUGGUCUUUUCUUUUGCUUCAUUACUUCUAUACAAAGGCAGGAUAUUAUGAUUGGAACAUGCAGUGGGUGUGUGCUUUUAGUGAGGCAGCUUUGUGAACAGCGCUGUGCUGCUCUGGUUUAGUGGCCGAUGGACAGGAAGCAGGUUCACUCGUCCUCUUCUGUCUCAUUAAGCAGAGGUGGAGCUGUUGUCCUGCCACUGCUGACUCGGCAGAAUGGUGUCAUGUGAUUUGAAGCAAGGGGAACAAACCCCUUGACAUGGUUUGUUUGUGUUCUCGAGUCAAAGGCUACAAAAGUGAAAGCCAAGAAUCAAAAUGCUCAGGAUAUAAAAUUGUCUCCGUAAGGAUCCUUUCACUUUAAAAUACGGUACAUCACUUAAAGCAGCACUGUCUUUUUUACUCACCUCAGUUCAGCGUUGCUCUUGAACUUCCUGAGCCUAAAUGUGGCAGUUUCAGUCUCUGACAAUCAUAAAAGGAAGGUGCCGUAGUUUUUUCUUUUCUUUUUUGGCUUUAUUGAUAAAUUUCCAUAAUUAGCUUUCAGCAUCAUGUCAUCAUUUUUACAAAAAAAUCAUUUAAUCAGUUGUAGUUUCAACCUGAUCUUUGAGCUUUUUAAAUCUUAAAAAAAUCAUUAUAAUUAUAUAUAAUAUUAUAAUUAUUAUUAUAUUUUUAAUUAUCAUCAUUUACAGGUUCGAGAAACACACGAAAAACAUUUUAUGGACCAAACAAGAUUAAUCGAGAAAAUAAUCCAUAGAUUAAUGGAUAAUCACUAGUUGCAGCUCUACGUAGCCAAAUUGAUUUUUGAGUUUUUGGCUCACAUGUUAAUCACAAUCUUCCCGCUAAGGUUGGAAAUGAAUCUUAGCUCCUACACACUCACUAAAGUGAAAUAGUGCAAGGACAGAGGUUCAGGUGCAGAGUGUCAACGACAGAAUCGCCAUCAAAAAAGAUGCAUAGUGUUGCUUUAAUGUGAUUGUGCAAGCACAUCAGUAAUAUAACUGAUAAUAAUAACGACCCAUCAUUAAAGGGAUAGACUGGGAUUUUUGAAGUAGAGGUGCGUGUACACUGUGAUUAUGUCGUCUCCCUCUGACAAAAACAGAACACAGGAGUCUACUGCUGCCUCCAUCAGUAAGUCUGUGGUCCCCUUUACACCUGGCAUUAGGACGCGUUUUCUGUUACUGGAUACAGAUCAGACGCCGCUUUCACGGUAACAUUUUAAUGCUGUGUGUAAAGGGGGCCUGGGUUAUAUAAACUAACACUAACUGCAAUAUGCCACAGUGAAGCAACAUGCGACACAAUAGGAAGAAAGCAACAAGGCCAGUUCUAACUGUGUCACUUUAUGAUCUUUCACAGCAAAGGUGCACUGCAGACGUGUUAAAGUGAUAAAGACUGAAGAAGACAUUGGUAUUAUAUCAAGAUCACAGUUUGAAACAAUGCAAUUGUAUCCUAUUGUUAAGUUAUGAAGCCAUGACUAUAAAAAAAAUAUCUUCAAAAAUAUAUCUGUCAGAAAAAUGUGGUUCAACGACGUGAUUCAAAUACUUGCUGAUCGAGGCAGAAAUCCUGGACUAUCCCUUUAAUUACAAGCGUACAUCGUGUGUUCUUGUGAAACUAUGCUGCAAAAUGUUUACAUGUCAUACACUGGGGAUUUAUGAUGAGUCACAUUGAUGGAAAGAUGGGAAAUAAGUUGGCACAAAACAGAACUUUUUUUAAAUGUGUUAAAUGGAUACAAGCUCCUUAUGUUGUUUGCUUUUAGUAUAAAAUGUAUCAGACAUGUGUCAUGUAGGAAAAUCUUGGUUCGCACUGGGCGGGUUCAUACUUAAAACUGUCAGGAUAUGAAUCUUUCAUAUACCGUAAGACCGGCACAUAAAACUGAAGUGCAUGCUAAAGAAGUAGCUGUGGAAGUAAUAGCAGGUGCAGAGUGGAGUGUUCUUAGAGGCGUCAACACAAGCAAUUUACUCCAACACCUUAGCAGAAAACAUGUGUUGGAGUGCUAAAGAGAUUAUGCAGUUAACUCACUCAUGUUCAUGCAUGAAAAUAACACUUCUCUGUCAUCAUCUUGUUAAACCCUGUAGCGAGCCAGGGGUUUGUGAUGGUGUAGCUAACUCUCACUGGACUGUGGAUCAGUGGAAAUUACAUCUGGAUUUGAAUGUGAAUGGGAUUUGUUUGAUGUACCAACUGAGAAUGAACAUUGUUGACUUUUACUGUGUGAAAUGAACGCUCGGGUUUGCCACUUUUACCCGGCUGUCAGCAAAAUACACUGGAUGUUGUUUUGAGUUUUUUUUGUAAAAUGAUGAAAUGCCUAUAGUCUGAAUAACAGUUGAACGAAGGUGUCUUAUCCGGUCACUCCGUUUUAUCCGAGUGGGAUUAACAUGAAGACCAAAGAUAUACUUUCUGUCUGACAUAUACUGCAUUUGUUGUGCACGUCCUCAGAAAUUCAUAUAACAUAUUGAAAAUAUGCAACACUAUAAACACUGUCUGGGCUGUCCAUCAUUCAUUACUUAUUUUAAUCAAAUCCAAACUUAUUAUUAUAAUAAUACUAUGUAUCCACAAGCUUUUACUACUGUUAUCAUGUAGUUGCUGUAAGUUUUGUCCACGAGAGAGCAAAUGUUGCCUCACAUGCAAUCUCUUCCACCAUGUACUGCAGAAACAUAUCACAUGUGUGUUUCCAGGCAAGUAUAUCUCUGAAGUGCUGAAGUUGAACAAACACGCUCACAUUUAUCAUAUCUAUAGAAUUACGUUUGCUCGUAGACUGAGCGUUCUGUUGCAUCUGAAUGUAUAUUAGGAAGCUGGAUGAAGGAAUGUUGAUCCAUUGAAUGUGUAACAGUGUGGGAGUAGGUGAAGGGGAGGAGUUUACUUUGAUUUGACCUUUGAUGGUAAAUACAGUUUCAGGUAUGUUUUUGCAGCCAAACAUGUUUUACGUCUGUUGUUGUUUAUUUUGUACUAAUGUUUACAUCAUGUAGUCCUGUCACUGAUUUUUGGGGUUGAACUAGAGCAGAGGGAGACGGGUCUCUUUGUGCUGAGUAUCAUGCACAUGAUUAAAAAUGGUUUGUUCACAAAA